Exophiala aquamarina CBS 119918 is the source of this 1122-nucleotide messenger RNA. RefSeq lists its product as uncharacterized. The record is from RefSeq and is a predicted model, not a curated record. The coding region runs from base 1 to 1122 and encodes 373 amino acids. Lineage: Eukaryota; Fungi; Ascomycota; Eurotiomycetes; Chaetothyriales; Herpotrichiellaceae. The transcript has 2 exons.
AUGACAGCCAGCAUUCCUCCACCUAGCCCUACCCAGGUCAGUCAGGUCAGUGACGUGAUGGAAGAAUCAAAUCCAAACCUCCCGGACCCCCCAGCUGUCCAUCGGAUUUGGGAAGGCAAAGUUUGGGCUCUCGAAGUUGUUCAACAACCCGUUCGAGCCCGAAUGUGCGGAUUUGGUGACAAGGUAACAGAGCUCUCACGCCUGGUUUUGAACGUAGAUUUGUGGAGCCAACACGGAGAUCGCGAGGACAACUGCGUCCGACACAAUAAUGCGUCACCAUCGAUAGGAACCACCAGCCUCAGUGCCUACCCACAGGUCGUCGCACCAAUGACACAGACUCAGGCACCCCAAAUCUACACUGGACACAGUGUCCCUUAUUCCUCGCCGGGCCUCAUCUCACCCAACCCUAUUACACCAGGUUCUACUAGCUCCUACUUCCCUAACGAGGAACAGCACUCCUAUGCUGGCCCGAGCUUUAGCAAUCGGCCCCCCUCGUUCUCCAUGGAUCGCUCGACAGACCGCUUUAGUGCACCAUAUUCUAAUGGUUUGGGUGAACAGUAUGGCUCGCGCACUAACGGUCCCUCUCAAAUCCAAACAUCAGGUGCAAUACGGUCCACUCGAUCUAGCCAGGACCUUACGCAAAGAAAUUCAGACAUGACCGGACAACAUAUUGCGAAAAACCUAAUUGGAAGUGCCUCAUCUAGUGCGUUCAGGUUGGAGGUCCCAGUAAAAUCAAAAAAUUGGGGUCUGUGGUUCGUGCUACAAGAUCUGAGUGUCCGAACAGAGGGUACAUUCCGACUGAAGAUGAAUCUCUACAAUCUGUCGGCGAUCAACUUGACCGACGUCGAGAACAAAGGCCAAGGUCAAACCCCAGAUCUCCUGGUCGAAGCCCCAUGCCUAGCAUCAGUCUUCAGCAAGCCCUUCAAGGUGUGGAGCGCAAAGAAAUUCCCUGGAGUGAUCGAAUCAACUGCAUUGAGUAGAUGCUUUGCUGCGCAAGGCAUCAAAAUUCCUAUUAGGAAGGACGGCAGGGACGGCAAUUCGAAGAAGAGGAAGGGCGCUGGCAGCGAUGAUGAAGACGACGGCCAAGAGUAUGGUGGCGAUGAUGAUGGCGCCGGAUUCUAG